Molecule: messenger RNA, 3846 nt
Organism: Aspergillus chevalieri
Lineage: Eukaryota; Fungi; Ascomycota; Eurotiomycetes; Eurotiales; Aspergillaceae
Product: putative ABC bile acid transporter
Exons: 2
Coding region: 1-3846 (1281 amino acids)
Biological process (GO): transmembrane transport
Cellular component (GO): membrane; fungal-type vacuole
Molecular function (GO): ATP hydrolysis activity; ATP binding; ABC-type peptide transporter activity
Source: RefSeq, a predicted model, not a curated record
AUGCCACUACGAGCACCCGCUCUUCCAUGCAUCGAUAUUGCUGCAGUGGGCCAGCAACCAUCUAGCAAGUUCCGCAGCCCAGAGGACAAGUUGCGACUAUGGCAGUUCCUUACUGUCUCGUGGAUGGCCCCAUUGAUAUCGACAGGGAAAAAGCGACAACUCCAAGAAGAUGAUGUUUGGCUCCUUGGAUUUGAAUUUCAACAUCGGAGACUACAUGAUAGGUUCCGCCGGCUUCGAGGUUCCGUUAUUGGUCGCUUACUGCAUGCGAAUGGCAUUGAUGUGUUUAUAAUCACUGCUAUUGCCAUCGUGCAGAUGCUUUGCGACUUUUCGACUCCGGUAUUGUUGCAGCAGCUAUUACAGGCAAUGAAUGAUGUCGCGGCCCCGAAAAGCGUGGCCUUGACUUAUGCUUUCCUGUCACUCGUUGUUCGUUUUGUUGCCACGCAAUUCCAGGUCCUACUUCUCUGGUAUGGCAGAAGAUGUUAUGAAAGAAGCAGAGGCGAGAUUAUCAUGAUGAUCUAUGAGAAGGCCCUGUCAAGGAAGAAUAUCUUUGGCGUUCGAAUUGAUAAUGAACACGGCAAGCCUCAUGGUGAUGAUCACGACGAGGAUACGGAAUCACAGAACGCUAAGAAGAGAAAAUUAUGCGGACUCAUUCCUUGGGGUCGUGAAACCCAUGAGAAUACCAAAGAGGCAGCCUCUAUCGGAAAGAUAUUCAACCUGCUACGUGGGGACGCUUACGAAGUGGCCCAGAGAUUCUGGGAGAUUGACUCAUUGGUUGACAAGCCCCUGGGACUUUUGAUCGCUGUCAUCCUCGUGUGGAAAUUGUUUGGACCAUCAUGCUUCUUGGGAAUUCUAGCAGUCCUCGUUGCGCAGGGAAUCAAUGCAAUCAUUACUCGGACUCUUCUUCGAUGGGAGCGUGUCAGGAGAGCAGCGACAGAUGUGCGACUACAGAUCUCCUCCCAGUUCGUGGAAGCUCUACGUCAUCUACGCUGGUAUGGAUGGCAAAACCAUUGGCUUAAUCAAGUCAUGGAUGCCAGACAGUCUGAGCUGAAUCUCCGGAUUGUGACAAGCUUGUGGAGUAUCCUUAUCCGCUUUGUCAACGUGUUCGCCAGUGGUGUAUUCCCUGUGUUGGCGUUGUAUGCCUAUACACUAUUGGCUGGAAAUCCGCUACGGGUUGAUAUUAUCUUUCCGGCGCUGCAGCUCUUUACCAUGCUGGAAACCCGGCUUAGAGAUAUCCCUGGUCUGAUCACGGUGUUGAUUAACGCUUCCAUUGCGGUAGAACGAAUCGAGGACUUUAUGUCAGAACCGAACAAAGAGAUCAGGCCUACGCAAACUCAUGCCGACUCGACCCCGAUUCAAUUGGAAUCAUGUUCCUUUGCCUGGCCGGGUAAAAGGUCGUCUGUGCUAUCUGAUAUCUCCUUGACCAUUCCGAACGGCCUAACCGUGGUCUCUGGAAAAGUUGGUGCCGGAAAAUCAGCACUACUUCAAGCGUUUCUCGGAGAACUGGACAGAUUCAGUGGUGAUUCGCAUAUCCCUAAUGAGAUGGUCGGAUAUUGUGCCCAGACGCCAUGGCUUCAAAGCAUGAGCAUUCGCGACAACAUCUUGUUCUCAUCUCCUUACGACGAACAGCGAUAUAAGCGAGUCCUAGACGCCUGUGCCUUGCUCCCUGAUCUUUCAAGCUUCAAACAUGGCGAUCUGUCAUUUGUGGGUGAGAACGGCAUUGGCUUAUCGGGUGGACAGAAGGCUCGUGUGGCCCUUGCCCGGGCACUCUAUAGUACAUCCAGGAUACUGUUGCUUGAUGAUCCAAUCUCCGCUCUGGACCACAGUACAGCCGAAACGAUUGUUCGCAAAUGUUUCUCUGGUCCAUUGAUGCAGAAUCGGAUGGUCGUGCUAGUGACGCACCGUACUGCGCUCGUUCGUCAUAUUGCAACUCAAAUAGUUGAGAUCGAGGAUGGACGUGCAAUUGUGUAUGACAAGGAUGCUAUUUCUACCGCUGCCACGGACGAUGUCGCUCAACAGCCUCCCUCAGACGAUGAAGAAGCUGAGCUUCAUCACGAAGACGAGCUGGAAGGCACGGAAGCUGCAGUUCCGGACAAGUUUAUCGAAGAGGAGCAUCGAGCAGAAUGGGGUGUAAAGGCCAAGGUUUACUGGGAUUACAUCAGAGCUGGCAAAUAUAGAUGGUGGAUUGCUCUUCUCAUUGUCAUGACAAUCUAUCGCCUGAUAUCGGUUGGACAAUCCUGGUUUCUGAAAGAAUGGGGAGAGGCCUAUGAUCAGCGCACCCUCGUGCAAGCGUGGCAAGGUCUGAAUUCGUUGCCAAUUAACCCCGUCGACGGACUGCCCGCACCCCUCGACGACGUUAAACCUUGGCUACUAGCAUUCUUCUUGAUCACAACCUUUCAGGCUUUCAUGCUGCUGGUUGGACAAGUAUUGAUGCUGGUCAUCGUCUACUUCGCGGGAAAAACGCUCUUCAAGCAGGUGAUGGUGGGCGUCAGCCAUGCCACAUUCCGAUUCUUUGAUGUCACUCCUAUCGGCCGUUUGAUGAACCGUCUUACGUCGGACAUUGGGGUUGUAGAUGGCAAUAUCAGCGAGCAAUUCCAAAUCAUUGCGUUUCAAGCGAUUACUUGGAUAUCGUCUAUUGUUGUCAUAGCAUCGGUGACGCCAAUCUUCCUGGUCUUCUCGCUUGUCCUUACCGGCGCAUUCAUUGUUAUUUUUUUGCGCUUCUUACCAACAUCACAGAGUCUGCGAAGAUUAGAGAUGGUGUCGCUGAGCCCUUUGAUCUCAAACUUUGGCGAGCUCCUGCAUGGCCUAACCACGGUUCGUGCUUUUCACGCGGAAGAACGAUUCCAAAACCGUGUUAUAGACGUCGUGGACCGUUUCCAGGGUAUGGAUCACUUCUACUGGUCUUUGCAGAGCUGGUUGAUGUACCGUUUCGAAAACCUCUCAGGCCUAUCCACGUUCUGCUUGACAGUGCUUGCUCUGUACACAAAUGUCACGCCCGGCCUGGCUGCAUUCGUUUUGAUCGCAGCAAACAAUUUCGUCGCAUCGACACACGGCCUAUGCAAACAAUACGGUCAACUGCAAAUGGACUUCGUCUCCGUAGAACGCAUAGACGAACUCCUCCAUAUCGAACAAGAAACACCAGGAACCAUUACACCCCCAGCAUCCUGGCCCAAAUACGGCCACGAAAUCACCUUCGAAGAUGUAACCAUCCGCUACGCACCACACCUAGACCCGUCUCUGUCAAACAUAUCCCUCCGAAUCCCAGGCAGCUCGACAACAGCCAUAAUCGGCCGCACGGGUAGCGGCAAAUCCACACUCGCCGUCUCCCUACUAUCCGUAAUCCGCCCCGAAUCCGGCCGCAUCAUAAUCGACGAUAUCGACAUCGCAAAGGUCAACACCCAAGCCCUCCGCACCCGUGUGACCUUCGUCGCCCAAGACCCCGUCCUAUUUCCCGGAACCAUCCGCCUAAACCUCGACCCCACAAGCGACUACCCAGACUCCGAAUGCGCAGACGUCCUGCACCGCCUCUGCGCCAGACACGGCUGGACACUAGACACAAAUAUCGAAGCUGGUGGGCGGAACCUUAGUCAGGGACAGAGGCAGCUGAUUGGGUUGUCGAGGGCUGUGCUUAGGCGGAGUCCGGUUGUUAUAUUGGAUGAGGCGACGGCAUCGAUUGAUCAUGAGACAUCAUUGGAGAUCCAGACGAUUUUGAGAGAUGAGAUGAAAGAUUCGACAGUUAUUAUGGUUGCGCAUAGGUUGGAGGCGAUUAAGGAUGCGGAUUAUUAUGUUGUGUUGGAUGGGGGGAGGGUUGCUGAGCAGGGGUUUGUGGGGGAGAGGAGAUUAGUAUAA